GAGCGGCGUUCGUUUAUUCCUCUGUCGGUUAGUCCGUGUGUUGUGUCGUUGGGGUGCGGACGUUUUGUGGCGCGUUUCUAUUGCGCGUGACGUAAUAUCCGAAUCGUCGUCGCGCGAGACGGACAUGUGCCGCCCUUUGGGGAGAUUUUGGUAAACGGCGCGGAGAAACGACGAAAACGAUGAAAGCGGCGGCGGUUCUGCUUUGUUGCGCGCUAGUUUGCGCCGCGGAAAAAUGCGAGAGGAUAUCCGCGGGGCUCUGCCAGAACUUGGGGUACAACUCGACGAUGAUGCCCAACUUUAUGGGUCACGACAGCCAGAUAAACGCAGAUCUAGGGCUGAGAGUGUACAAAAGCCUGUUAAAUCACGAUUGCUCGAAACACAUUCGGCUGUUCGUCUGCUCGGUAUUCGUGCCGUUGUGUUCCGAGCACGUACCAGGUCCGAUCCCGGCAUGCAAGGGCUUGUGCGAAAAGGUGAAGGGUGAUUGUUCGGGCCCGUUGGAAGCCAUGGGACACGCGUGGCCGCCGGAACUAAAUUGUUCGGGGUUCCCGGAGCCUCCCGAAAUGUGCAUGCAACAACCGACGGAAGAGGUGCAAGUGCCACGAUAUUUCAACCACGACGAUAACGCUUUCAGCGCAAACUAUCCACCGAAUAGACGACCCAGCGGCGCCGAAUGUGCGCCGAUUUUUGCCGCGAAACACGGUCAAAUGCAUCCCGACGAAGUUUCUAAAUUUGAGAUUUGGGUGGCGGUUUGGUCCACAAUUUGCCUUAUAUUCACCGUGUUUGCCUUAAUCACAUUUAUAAUACAACCGAAGCGGUUCCGGUGGCCUGCCAGGCCCAUAUUGUACCUCACCUCGUGCGGUUUCAUCACUUGUACCAUUUAUUUGAUCCGUUGGAUCGAAGGGCCAUAUACAUACAACGGUACCGCCGCCAUCGAAAAACCGUCCGAGAGUCCCUCAUGCGUGGUGAUAGCGCUAAUAUUGCUCUUCUGCGAUAUCGCUUACGCCCUCUGGUGGACGGUGUUUUGUUUCGUGUGGUUCCUCAGCGCGAUGAAGGAGUGGUCCACGGAAGCGAUAGAGAAAAUAUCCACCAGGCUCCACGCGGUCGUCUGGAUGAUCUCCUCGAUCCCCAUGUUUUACGUCCUGAUGUCGAACAACAUCGGCAACAGCAUGUCCGGUUUCUGCGAGGUGAAAACCAAAACGCUGAUAUUCUUUCAGUUGUUUUUCAUGGUGCUCAGUUCGGUUCUGGCAGUGCUCACGUCUUUCGCGUUGAAAAACGUCCGCAGGACCUUGAUAUCGGCGGGCCGGUCGCCGCUGAAGCUAGAAAGACUGUUUUAUCGUUUACUCGCGAUCAGUUUGGGAAUAAGCGUUCCUUAUUUCGUGUAUUUGUGGUGUCAGUUUUAUCAUACGUUCGCGUGGGGCGGGUCCUACGAUAGUUUUACGAUAGCCGUCGUGCAGUUGGUGUCGCGGAAAAUCAGUAUUUUGUUCGCCACGCUGUGGGUGUACAGCCCCAAGACUUUCCACGCGUGGAGAAAUUUCGUUUGUUUCUGCGAGCUAACAUCCGACGACGCAAAAAAUCGAAGAUCGAACGAUUUGGGUUGCUUGUUUCCGAAAUGUUUCGGAAAUAGCGGCGACGGCGUCGCCAAAAUAAACGGCACCGCGCUCAUCAAUAACAGCAAAAACGCGGUGUUGAUUGAAAAGAAGACUAUUUUUGAUAUAUUUUUCGCCAGUACCUCUGGUAACGCGCCGGUUAGCAGGGUAUGAUUUUUUCCUCUACACCAGUUAAGCAUAGGGCACCUUUGCCCUGGUCAUUCGUCCCUUGCGAUCCUCUUCUGAGGUUCUUUGUAAGCUACUAACGAAACACUUUAUACCUUGCAACUAUGCACACAUUUCGUGGCAUUGAAAGACUUCAAAAUGCGCAAAAAUAAAGUCGAACUGGUUUUCGGAAGCAGGCUACUACACCCGCCAUUUACAAUGUUUCCCCAUCCCCAGCAGGGAGUGAAUGUGCCUGCCUAAAGUUAGAUUUGUAAACCAAAGUGUAAUUCUUUGUGCGUGAAUCCCCUAUUUAAGAUAUUUUGUAUCUAUAACUUAAAUGUGAUAUUAGAUGUAACUAUUUUUAUAUAUACGACUUUUUCAAUUGUUAAAUUACCUGUAAAGUACCUAAUUUAUGCAAGAUUAUACAUGACAAAUUAUAUAAGUAUGUAAACGUGAAUUGUUUUUUCUUCCGC
This is a messenger RNA of Cylas formicarius (sweet potato weevil), 2224 nucleotides long. RefSeq names its product frizzled-4-like. The coding region runs from base 180 to 1760 and encodes 526 amino acids. Gene Ontology annotation, biological process: non-canonical Wnt signaling pathway; canonical Wnt signaling pathway. NCBI's taxonomy places the organism in Eukaryota, Metazoa, Arthropoda, Insecta, Coleoptera, Brentidae. The transcript is spliced from 5 exons. Gene Ontology annotation, molecular function: Wnt-protein binding; Wnt receptor activity. Gene Ontology annotation, cellular component: plasma membrane. The record is from RefSeq and is a predicted model, not a curated record.